AUGGUGGGAAUUUCAACCUCCUUGCAGUAUCGUCCUGGGAAGCGCUCCACCAUGCCCGACUCUCCUGCGGACGUCAAAGCACAGUCCAGGUUAACCCCUCCCAACAUGCCGCCUCCACCCAGCACCCAGGGAGCCCCUCGAAACAGCUCCUACACGCCGACCACACUAACCAAUGGAAGCAGCCACUCGCCCACAGCUCUGAACGGUGCCCCCUCGCCUCCCAACGGCUACAGUAACGGCCCUAGCUCCUCCUCUUCCUCCUCACUGGCCAAUCAGCAGCUGCCGCCCGCGUGUGGCGCCCGGCAGCUCAGCAAACUCAAGCGCUUCCUCACCACGCUGCAGCAGUUUGGCAACGACAUCUCACCGGAGAUCGGGGAGAGGGUGCGGACGCUCGUGCUGGGGCUGGUGAACUCCACGCUAACCAUCGAAGAAUUUCACUCCAAACUCCAAGAAGCCACCAACUUUCCUCUGAGACCUUUUGUCAUCCCCUUCCUAAAGGCCAACCUGCCGCUGCUGCAGAGGGAGCUGCUGCACUGUGCACGUCUGGCCAAACAGAACCCGGCGCAGUACCUGGCCCAACACGAGCAGCUGCUCCUGGACACCAGCACCACGAGCCCUGUGGACUCCUCCGAGCUGCUACUGGACGUUAACGACAACGGCAAGAGGAGGACGCCGGACCGAACUAAAGAGAACGGUUUCGAGCGGGACAGCAGCCUUCACACAGACGUUCACCCCAGCAAAAGGCCCUGCACCAUCAGCCCUGCACAACGCUUCAGCCCCUCCAACGGCCUGUCCUACCAACCCAACGGACUGCCCCAUCCCGGACCCCUCCCGCCCCAGCACUACAGACUGGACGACAUGGCCAUCGCUCACCACUACAGGGACACUUACCGACACCCGGCAUCCAACCACAGAGAGAUCCGCGAAAGAGCCCGGCCCAUUGGGAUGCAUUCUGGCUCCAGGCAGGAGGAAGUGAUUGACCACAGGCUGACGGACCGAGAGUGGGCAGAGGAGUGGAAGCACCUUGACCAUCUGCUCAACUGCAUCAUGGACAUGGUGGAGAAGACGCGGCGCUCGCUCACCGUCCUGCGCCGCUGUCAGGAGGCCGACCGCGAGGAGCUCAACUACUGGAUCCGACGCUACAGUGAUGCAGAGGAGCUGAAGAAGGGCGCCCCCAGUGGACAGUCCAGGCAGCAGAGUCCAGCAUCACAAGACAGCACGACAACAGAAAUUCUUGUGCAUCGGCCUGUGUCUGGCGGAUAUGUCCCUGAAGAAAUCUGGAAAAAAGCUGGUGCGGGCGGACUGACCUCUUCUGUGUCCUCCAUGUUUCCAGAGGAGGCGGUGAAUGAGGUGAAGAGACAGGCCAUGUCCGAGCUUCAGAAGGCCGUGUCCGAGGCGGAGCGCAAGGCCCACGACAUGAUCAGCAGCGAGAGAGCCAAGAUGGAGCGCACGGUGGCAGAGGCCAAGAGGCAAGCUGCUGAAGAUGCACUGUCCAUCAUCAACCAGCAGGAGGACUCGAGUGAGAGUUGCUGGAACUGCGGGCGCAAAGCCAGUGAGACGUGCAGUGGCUGCAACACGGCGCGGUACUGCGGCUCAUUCUGUCAACACAAAGACUGGGAGAAGCAUCACCACGUGUGCGGACAGACCCUCCAGCAGCAGCAGCAGAACCAGCAGAACCAGCAGAACCAGCAGAACCAGCAGCAGCCUGCGGUCCCAGGCUCUGACACCCCUGCUCCCAUCAGCUCCUCCGCCUGCACCCCCAGCAGUGGAACAGGAAGCCCGGCUGCUACACCCCCAGUCCCCACCCCACGCUCUUCCACCCCCAGCACCCCAUCCUCCUCGGCCCUUGACACCACAGCGCGCUAA
Molecule: messenger RNA, 1866 nt
Organism: Knipowitschia caucasica
Lineage: Eukaryota; Metazoa; Chordata; Actinopteri; Gobiiformes; Gobiidae
Source: the annotation of a GenBank genome assembly